AUGGAGACACCUGAAAUGUUCCACAUGGUGGGUGCACUUUGUGGUCUGGCCAUAUACAACUCCAUCAUCGUCGACCUCAACUUCCCCCUCGCAAUGUUUAAAAAACUUCUCGGCCAGCAGCCAACUUUGGAGGACCUAAAGGAACUGGAUCCGGUUGUUGGUAAAUCGCUUCAACAGCUACUCGAGUACGAGGAGCCGGAUCUCGACGAGGUUUUUGCCUUGAACUUUGAGGUUGUGUUCGAUAAGUACGGCGAAAUCUGUCACGUCCCCCUGGUGGAAAACGGGGCAUCUAUACCGGUAAACCAGGCUAACAAGCAACUCUACGUGGAGAAGUACGUGGACUAUCGGUUUAAUAAAAGUUGCGACGAACAGUACAAAGCAUUCCACAGAGGCUUCCACCUCGUCUGUUCCGGAUUCGCGCUGAAGAUGUUCCGGCCCUUGGAACUCCAGGUGACCAAUCUCUCCCUUUCUCUCUCCCUUCUUGCCCCCUCCCCUCUAUCUCUGUCCAGGCUCCAA
Messenger RNA from Dibothriocephalus latus, 516 nucleotides. Lineage: Eukaryota; Metazoa; Platyhelminthes; Cestoda; Diphyllobothriidea; Diphyllobothriidae. The record is from the annotation of a GenBank genome assembly.